UGGCUGCAGAACAGCAUCUCCAGUGUGUGGAGCAGGAGAAAAUGGAGCCUGAUUGAAUGUGAGAGCAGGCGGAAGAAAGGCAGCAGUGGCAGAGGGAGGGCGUUUGCUCUCAGUGAGCAGCACAACUCAGCUGCUGCAGUCAGGGCAUCAAUUUUGUAUAGGCGUUGAGUGCAGUGCCAGUGCGUCCGCUAGUAUCAGAGCUGAGGCUUCCCCUCUCUCUGCCAGCCUGUUUACCGCUGACCAUGGAGAGCAGCUCGCGUCUCGCUCGACCACAGAGUGAUGGGGGGCGAUACGAGCUGUCUCUAUAGGCAUGUCCGCGUCCGAUUCUAGCGCAGCGCUGCUCAGCUGCAAGAGUUCUGCUGAUUCCUACACGAGUAGACCAUCGGAUUCCGACCUGUCCCUGGAGGAGGACAAGGAGGCGUCUCGGCGUGAGGCCGAGCGCCAGGCCCACCUCCAGCUCGAGAGAGCCAAGACCAAACCUGUGGCAUUUGCAGUGAGAACCAAUGUCAGCUACUGUGGGGCACUUGAUGAAGACUGUCCGGUUCAGGGUGCUGCCAUCAACUUUGAAACCAAAGAUUUUCUACAUAUAAAAGAAAAGUAUAAUAAUGACUGGUGGAUCGGGAGGCUGGUGAAGGAGGGGGCAGAUAUUGCCUUCAUCCCCAGCCCUGUUAAACUGGAGGCCAUGCGGAUCAAGCAGGAACAGAAAGCAGCUCAGAGGAAAGUGGGAGGGAAUGCGUCGUCUGGGGGCUGGAGGUCUACUCCUCCUUCUGCAGCCAAACAGAAGCAGAAGCAGACAGAGCACGUUCCACCCUAUGAUGUAGUUCCAUCCAUGAGGCCUGUUGUUCUGGUUGGCCCCUCACUGAAAGGCUAUGAGGUGACUGAUAUGAUGCAGAAAGCCUUGUUUGACUUCCUGAAACACAGGUUUGAUGGGAGGAUUUCUAUCACACGGGUGACUGCAGACCUGUCUCUGGCCAAAAGGUCUGUUCUGAAUAAGAAAGCUAUCAUGGAGAGGUCGAACACUCGCUCCAGUCUGGCGGAGGUGCAGAGUGAGAUUGAGAGAAUAUUUGAGCUGGCUAAAAGCCUGCAGUUGGUGGUCUUGGAUGCAGAUACUAUCAACCAUCCCGCACAGCUUCUCAAGACCUCCCUCGCUCCCAUCAUUGUCUAUGUGAAAGUGUCCUCUCCAAAGGUCCUUCAAAGACUCAUUAAGUCCAGAGGGAAAUCUCAAAGCAAACAUCUCAACGUGCAAAUGAUGGCUGGAGAUAAACUAGCACAGUGCCCACCAGAAAUGUUUGAUGUUAUACUGGAUGAGAAUCAGUUAGAGGAUGCCUGCGAACACCUGGCCGAAUAUUUAGAUAUAUACUGGCGUGCCACUCACCUGCCAGGCUCCGCCCCCCCAAACCCUCUAGUGGAGCAAAAUGUAGUUACACCACCCUCAGCUAACUCUAGCCAACAGUUCUCAGAGACGCAGGAGCUAAUUGAAUGAGUACUACCACAAAUAAGGUGACACAGAACAUUCCAGAUAGACCCCCAGAAUAUUCCUCAAAGGCCAGCCACUCACUGCCCCAGAAUGAGAUGGGGCUCAGAGCAGCUGCCCCCCUGAUGAGAAAGAGGAGGAGCAGAAGGAUGGAGAACAAGAUGAGGGCCAAGGAGAAGUGGACCAAUCCCAGCCUCACUGACAGUGACAACACACACCCUUCCCUGCACUAACACAUGUGUCGUCCUUUACAUCUCAGGACCACUCUGAUGCAGGCCUUCAGCCAAAACACAAAAACACACACACACACACACACACACACACACACACACACACAUACUGAUAUACACACAUUCAACUGGUCUGAACAUCCCUGCUGAGACCCACACUGAGAUCAACGGGGGUUUCCCCCAACCCCUUGGUGGUGCCGUCUGUCCGCCAGGUUCUGCCAGCCUGACUUUCAUCUCUGGGGUGAGGCUGGCACUGGCAUCAGAGCAUCCAUACCAUGCCCUCACAAAGAAGGGCACACCAUGCCACAACUGCCAGUCAGCUCACUCAGUCUCCACCUCUUGCAUCACUUUUGGUUUGUUUUCAAGGUUUAUCAAGACCAUAGCUUUUGCACAAUUCACUUCAUUUCAAUGAAUAGUCAAAUAUGAUUAGCUCAUAAUUAAUAACCCAAUAAGCUUUAUGUAGCACAACUCUCAAAUUACAGUUGAGACUAUUUGUAACUGAAAAUGUUUUUAUUUUCCUUUCCUGUCUUGUUCUCCUUUUCUUGUGUCCUUUCACACACUGGGAAUCUUUAGGUUUAUGUCAACCAGGGUAAAUUAACUAGUAACUCAUCAGUUUUCCAACCACACUGCACUAAUAUCACCCUUUCAGAUCAAUGAAAAGCAGACCACAUGAAUGUUUGUACAUCUUUUGCCUAGAUCUCAGUAUUGCACUAAACAGCCUAAUAUAGUAUUAUUUACUUUGUGGUUCUCAACUGGUGGGUCACAGGUCUGUUCUAACGGGACAGCGGGUGAUCAAAACAAAUCUCAAUAAUAUAAAUAGUACGAAGCCCCACACAUGAUGUGGAAAAAAUAUAUAUGUAUUGUGGCCACGAAUUAAGAAUUUGUUCUCGUUUUAGUAAAUUGUGGCCACGAAUAAAGAAUUCAUUCCCACAACUUAAUUUGUUCCCUCGUUUUAGUAAAUCAUGGCCAUGAAAUAAUUUGUUCCCUUUUGAUUUAACUAACAAGGGAACAAAACAUUACAUCGUAGCCACAAUUUAGUAAAACGAGGGAACAAAUUAUUAUCAUGCACACUACUUACUUACAGUCGCUAGGACACAUUUCUUAAUACUUUUGAGAAUUUUUUUUUUUUUUUAAUUUUUUUUUCAAAACUCUUUCAGUAGUUCUAGUGCAUUUUGAAACAGUUCAUACUGUCAUACUCAUGUCUCAAAUCAACUCUAACACUAGCAAAGCUUUUCAACCAACAAACACACUUUGUCACUCAUAAAACACAGACCUAAAAAACACUAACAACAGGUAGCAUUAUACGUUUUCCUUUGUAAAAUGUUUUUACAAAACAACAAUGGCACGGUCCACUGCUUCUAAUUCACUGCAGUAUAUGUUACACAGUGCAAGUUUACAUUACAGUACACAAUUAUUCCUAUAGUAUUCCUCUUUUGUAUAGAUGGUAAUGAAAUUGAAACACUAACACCUGUGUAGGCAUUCAGCUACAUCUAAUUGUUUUAGAUUCAGAAUAUAUUUCAAUAUGGUAUUACUAUAGAAAUAUAGCAAUUUCUGUCUUAUUCAGUUUUGAUUACGUUAGGUUUUGAACUUAACAGUUUUAAAAAGAAUAGGCUAAGCAAGCAUGUGCAAAUUGGCCUGUAGGUGCCGAUGUUUGUGUCUAAAUGAGAAAAGAAUUGGUGUAAUUUGAAAGAAGUAGUCAUUAAAUGCAUUUUUUGCAAAAGCAGUGAUAAAGGAUCCACAGUUUAGCCCACAUAGACUGCUGUUCUGAUCACUGAAGAGUUUUGAAAAAGAGACCAAAAAAAGUGAAAAAGUAUUGAGAAAUAUGUCCUAGCGAUUGGUUUUAUUUCCUCCCUUUCAUGUGCAGGACUCUGUAAUAGUGCAACUAACCAUGUAAUCAUGCAUAGUUAGGAUGACACAAUAAAUCGACUAUUGAUUUAAUUAUUAAUUAAUUAUAAUUAUAUUUGAUUCAUAUUAAUAUUUUAUUUUUUAUUAAUACAUUUUAAAGUUUGAUUCAAUUCAAUUCAAUUCAAAACGAUUUUUGGUGCUGUGUUGGGUCUGUUGAAGUAAACCCAGUUGAGAACCACUACUCUAUUCUAAUCGUUAGAAUUACAGUGACAUCUAGUGGUUAUGUUUGAAACUCUAAAAGUAAGACCCUUGCAAACGUCCUUGUUUUUACACAAGUAUCACUGUACAUAAUCGUACCAUUGUUCCAACAGCAACAGUAAGAUGUGUAAUGGUAAGAGGAUGUAUUGCUUCAGCACACGUUUUCACCACUGUUUAAUAACAUCCUUUUUUUCUUCAUUUUGAGAAUCUCAAAACACUGAUAAUAAGUCCUGAUCUUUUUUUUUAUCUUUACUAUCAACACUUAUAUGCAUGAUAAAUGAUGAUCUUGCCGACAUAUCUGCUGCUGUGAUUGUUGAGUUUUGCUUGCUGCUGUUCUUCCAUGCAAUAACAAACACAUUUACAAAUUUUAUCACACAUAACAGAAUGACUUAUGUCUUAAUUUGCAAGACAAUCUUUUAACUAAAUGUUCACUAAUUUUACUCUUUGCAUACAUGCACAUGCAGUCCCAUUGUACAAUGAAGCUAAUCAUGACUAUGCAUGACAAACGGUCAGACAUUUGUAGUAAUACACCGCACUGUAAACUGAAUAGGGAAAUGCAAUAGAAACAUAUAAACCAUCUGCUUGAGUAUAUACAGAUUGCACAUUUAAAUUCAUUGCCCUCAUCUAUAUAUAAAUGCACAAACAAAUGACUUUCUGUUAGUUUAAAAUGUACAUGUAUAUUAUUUACAUAUAUUGAUCAAAAAUGUUAUUUGGGACCAUGUUGAAUCUUCUGUCAAUUUGUGAAACACUGCAUAUAAAAAGCAACAAGCAAGAGACACAGGCUUUAAAGCACAAUGAGCUCUUCCCAGUCGAAAAUGUGCUUGAUAUCCUUCCAGGUGAUUUUUGUACAUAGUCAAAAACUAUGUCUUUGGGUCUCCAAAGUAUAUUUUCAAGGCUAAUUGUUUAUUUUAUUAGAUAUUUAUGUUGUUCUCUAUUACAAUUUACUGUACUGUAUGCAACACUGGAAGAAUGGCGAAGACUUGGCUUGUACUAAUAAAGGUCUAUCACAGAAUAAAAGGAAAUCAAUAUGAUUGCACUAUUUAGUUUUUGUGUUUGAGGUUUUCUUUUGGUUUACAAUGCAAUAAAUGCACUAUGUAAGUGUGUAAACCCUCUUCCAGUAGUAACUUUAUCAUAUUGUACUAAUGUGACAACACUGACAGCACUAAGCUCUGGGAGAAAAAGAAAGAGAAAAAUGUACUGAUGCUGAACAAAGUAUUGUGUGCUCUGGGGAAGAAAAGAAUAAUUAAAAAGAAAAGAAAAAGAA
Messenger RNA from Ctenopharyngodon idella (grass carp), 5071 nucleotides. It is a transcript of the gene cacnb3b, whose product is annotated as calcium channel, voltage-dependent, beta 3b. NCBI's taxonomy places the organism in Eukaryota, Metazoa, Chordata, Actinopteri, Cypriniformes, Xenocyprididae. The record is from RefSeq and is a predicted model, not a curated record. The transcript is spliced from 14 exons. Bases 311 to 1483 code for a protein of 390 amino acids. Gene Ontology annotation, cellular component: voltage-gated calcium channel complex. Gene Ontology annotation, biological process: neuromuscular junction development; calcium ion transmembrane transport; chemical synaptic transmission. Gene Ontology annotation, molecular function: high voltage-gated calcium channel activity; protein binding.